This is a messenger RNA of Gongylonema pulchrum, 237 nucleotides long. NCBI's taxonomy places the organism in Eukaryota, Metazoa, Nematoda, Chromadorea, Rhabditida, Gongylonematidae. The record is from the annotation of a GenBank genome assembly.
AUGCUUGAAUCAUACAUUGAUGAGAAGGAAGUGGCUUCGCAAGCCGAGCUGGAGUCAUCCAUGGCUUCGCAGGCUGAGCUGGCAUCAACUAUAGCUUUGCGGGCUAAGCUAACGUCAUCCAGUGCAGAAAAUAUGGAAUCUAUUAACAGAAAAAUUGGGACGGUAAUUGCGGAAGACUACCCAGAUUUACAGAAUAGUGUGCUCGCCGAUGCAGAGUUAUGUGCGUCGCUGACAUAG